This is a messenger RNA of Silurus meridionalis, 1340 nucleotides long. RefSeq names its product MORN repeat containing 4 (gene morn4). The record is from RefSeq and is a predicted model, not a curated record. The transcript has 5 exons. Bases 221 to 661 code for a protein of 146 amino acids. Lineage: Eukaryota; Metazoa; Chordata; Actinopteri; Siluriformes; Siluridae.
UCGAGCCUCCGAGCAGGUCGCGUUGCCAGGAGAGCCGUGCGCGAGUCGAGUCGAGCCGAGCAGAGCCGAGGCGCGCGCCAGAGGCUGCCGCAGAGAGCUCGAUACUACUGCUAGUCUUAUUUCUCUUCUGUCUCAGGAAACUGAUCACACCUUUUUUUUUUUUACAAAGGAGUUUUAAUGUUUUUGCGAAAUCAAGGACAUUAUACAGGGUGGUCGAGGCAUGACACUAACCAGGGGCUCCUUCACUUACUCAACUGGAGAAGAGUACAGUGGUGAAUGGAAAGAAGGAAGGAGACAUGGUGUAGGGCAGCUGAAGUUCUCUGAUGGCACUUGUUACAAGGGUCACUUCGAGAAUGGCCUGUUCCAUGGCUCUGGGGUCUUAAUGUUCCCCGAUGGAUCCAGGUAUGAAGGCGAAUUUGCCCAAGGAAAAUUCCAAGGUGUUGGAGUGUUUAGCAGAUUCGAUGGGAUGAAGUUUGAAGGAGAAUUCAAAAACGGCCGUGUAGAAGGACAUGGCUUGCUGACAUUUCCGGAUGGUUCCCAUGGUAUUCCACGGAACGAAGGGAUCUUUUCUGACAACAAGCUGCUGAAGCGGGAGAAGAGCCAGGCGGUGGUGCAGAGGGCCCGGAGCUCAGCUUGCACUGCACGCAGCCUCUCCGUAUGAUCGACACACUAAUAGUUUGAUAAUCACCAUACUGCUGCUCUCAGAUCAGCUUUCCAAACACUACUCCUUCUGCAGAGGUAAAGAUCGAGCAUGAAACUGAUUCAGGAUCUGCACACUUUCUGCUCUCUUUCACAUGGGCAUUACAGCAGACCCUCAAGAAUGGAUAACAGGGUUUCCUUUCCUUCUGUCUCUCAGUGCUGGUCUGUUUUCGAUACCUCUAGUUUAAUAUCAUAUAGAAAGAAAAAAAAACUGGGCAAGGUUAUUAUUGCUGCAUCAAUGUGAACUAUUUCAUCUUCGAUAUCGAGAAACCAAAGUCGCCAUCAACAACAUGGGGCUACUGAGUGUUUAAAAUGAGGAAUCUGUCUAAGUGUGAAUUUGUUUGCCUUUGUGAAACUGUAAUUGUGUACCUUCUUAAUUAUGUAUUUAUUUAUUGAAAAUUUUGUUUAUUUAAAUGUUAUAAUCAAGCACUUUUUAAUUUUUGGUGAAAACCGUCUGAGAAACAAUCUUGAAUAUAAAUUCAAAAUAUAAUAUCUGCAUUUGUAUAUACCUCAUGGAAAAAACAUCAUAUAUCCAGUAUUGAUGUUUGAGAUAAUCAGAAGCCUAUACACUCGGUGGACAUAUUUUAAGUGCACAGAUGAGGAAAUGCUUUUAAAAUUAAAGUCUGGACAGUGCAAGAGUC